Aspergillus brunneoviolaceus CBS 621.78 is the source of this 1650-nucleotide messenger RNA. RefSeq names its product fungal specific transcription factor domain-containing protein. Gene Ontology annotation, biological process: DNA-templated transcription. Lineage: Eukaryota; Fungi; Ascomycota; Eurotiomycetes; Eurotiales; Aspergillaceae. The transcript is spliced from 5 exons. The record is from RefSeq and is a predicted model, not a curated record. The coding region runs from base 1 to 1650 and encodes 549 amino acids. Gene Ontology annotation, molecular function: DNA binding; zinc ion binding.
AUGACCGAACACCCGAAACUAAUCGUGCUCUUGGAGCUCACCACGAUCUCGGGGUUCAAUCCCAAUAUCUCGUUCUUCCCCGCCAAACGAGUCAAGGCGAUCAAUGAAAGACUGGGGCAUAACCGACUAGACCAACUACUCGAGCAGAUCCGCGCGCUCGUUUCAACGAAGAUCAAAACCGCCUGUGCCAUUCCGCAGUCUUAUAUCCAGCGGCGGCACUCGCUAAGCCAGAGCCACGAGUUCCCUGACUGGGCAAGCAUUCAAGCUCAUAUCUCCGGUAUCUUGGCACCUUUUUCCAUUAGUCAUCCUGCAAAAGUAGCCUAUUUUGAAGCCGUCCACCCAGUCUACCCGUUUCUGUCUCCCGACACAUUCCGUCAGAAAGCCACGGCCGAGAACCUGCCCCAUCUGCUUGCUGCUGACCGCGCUUGGGCGGCAUUAUUCUACGCGAUUGUUGCCAUUGGAUGCCAGAAUAACGAGGGGGGCAGCUUUGAGGUUGGAGUAGGUGAGGCCUGGCAAUACUUCGAGCGGUCACUGUCGUAUUUUCCUGACUUGGUGUUCGGUCGCGGUUCAUUGACUGCCGUUCAGGCAAUCUUUUCAUCCACCGUGUCUGCCUUCCAAUUCGAACCCCUGAUGUUGUCAGAAGCUAGCAUGAUGGCGCAGGCACUCGGCUACCAUCGCUCGAACGGGGUGCAAGAAACGGCUCACCGACGUACAUUCUGGGUUCUUUACUAUCUUGAAAAGACUUCAUGCUUUGGCACGGCAAGAAACUCCGUCAUCGAUGACUCCAACAUCAGCUGUGCCAUUCCAGACGUGCUAGAGUCUACCUUUGGGGACUACGACUGGUUCUUCUGCUUCAUCAAGUACGGCCGUCUAGUCUCAAAGGUCCAUCAGUCCCUUUUCAACGUCAGCGCCGUGAGCCAGCCCCUGCAGACAUACAAUGCCACCGUGAACAGUCUACGCUCGGAGCUAGAGAUCUGGCGUCUUGCGAUCCCCUCUCGAUUCCGGCCGGGCGAGGUCCCGAAACCUCGUCUUCUGCGCGAGCCAUUGGCUCUUAAGAUUGCCUUACUCACGCAUUAUAUGUACUUCCACGCUCUUCUCACUCUAUCGUGGACCAUCCUCCAUGUAGGGACUGCUCGCGUCGCGGCGUCGCAGCAGGACGUCUUGAAGCGCGAACUGUUGCGCACGGCGAGAAGUGUUCUUGAACUAGCGGCCUUUAUCGAGGUCGCGCCUUCGACGCCUGUCUGCCGCAUUGAGUACGCCAGCAAGGGGGCGCUUCCGGGCUCCCUGGUGGCCGAGUUCGCCCACCUCGCCCGGCAGUACGUGUCGGACGUCAGGAGUGGCAAGACGCAGAGGGGCAGCGAGACUAUCCGCGCCCCAAGGUGCGUUGAGGAUACAGCAACCGCACCCGUCGUCACAGAUGGUACGGCUCUGGUGUCGACAGCCGCCAUGCGUGUCCCGGUUGGCAAUCCGGCAAUGAGUGUCGAUCGGCCCCGGGAGACCGAGCUCGAUCCGACGGCGCCCGUCCAGCCCUGGAGUCCGGCCUCGUUCGACCCCAUCUCCUUUCCACUGCUCGAUGAUCCGAGCUAUGCGCUGGAUGAUGUGCAGUGGUUGGGGAUCGAUGUUAUGGGGCUUUUUGAUCAGCUGUAUUGA